Penicillium taxi is the source of this 285-nucleotide messenger RNA. RefSeq lists its product as uncharacterized. The record is from RefSeq and is a predicted model, not a curated record. NCBI's taxonomy places the organism in Eukaryota, Fungi, Ascomycota, Eurotiomycetes, Eurotiales, Aspergillaceae. The transcript is spliced from 2 exons. The coding region runs from base 1 to 285 and encodes 94 amino acids.
AUGCCAGUCGAGGACGGCUCCCAUCUCCUCCAUACAGAAGCAGAUGUCGUCCGUGCAGUCAAUGUGCACAUAAUACAUGCACUCAACACUGCAUUAAAGCCAAUAUGCCCAGCUGGAAUCAGCUUGCAGCAUCACGACUUCCAAAUGGCUGAAGCAUCGGAUAUGCGCCAAUGUCAAUUGGAUGAAGCUGAAGUUCUCUCCACGCGUGGCCGGCCAGGCGGAGGUGGAGAUGUCCAGUACACUCCUCUGCCCACAAACGCUCGCCGCAUCGCCCAGCAACUGUAA